GGCCAUAGGCGCCAGGGUUACUCAGCACGGUUGUUUGUCAUCGCGGGUCUCCCAAGGCAGUCAAAAGGCGAGCUCCAACGAGCGAGGCCAAAUCCCCCCCUCCAACCCUCAAACUACCCUCAACAGUGAGUGUCGACGUCUCCGUACACCUUGUUACUCGAAUCCUGGCCUUUUCCGCUCCGUGCUACGCUGUUUUCUUGAUGGAUGCGCUCUGGGGGUUCCGGAUGACGCUGACUGCUGGUCUCUCCCAGAUUAGAAGAAAUGGGUCGCCGUCCCGCUCGUUGCUACCGCUACUGCAAGAACAAACCUUACCCCAAGUCCCGAUACAACCGUGGUGUACCCGAUCCGAAGAUCCGUAUCUUCGAUUUGGGCCGCAAGCGCGCCUCCGUUGACGAGUUCCCUUACUGCUGCCACCUCGUCUCCGAUGAGUACGAACAACUUUCCAGUGAAGCUCUGGAAGCAGCUCGUAUCUGUGCGAACAAAUAUGUCACCAAGACCUCCGGCAAGGACUCUUUCCACUUGAGGGUCCGUGUUCACCCUUUCCACGUCAUCCGUAUCAACAAGAUGUUGUCUUGCGCGGGAGCUGAUCGUCUCCAAACUGGUAUGCGCGGCGCCUGGGGCAAGCCUUAUGGUACUGUUGCCCGUGUCAACAUUGGCCAGAUUAUCCUCUCUAUCCGUUGCAAGGACCAGAACGCUCCUGUUGUUCAGGAGGCUCUGCGUCGCGCUCGUUACAAGUUCCCUGGUCGCCAGAAGAUCAUCGUCUCUCGCAAGUGGGGCUUCACCAACGUCAACCGUGAGGACUACACCAAGCUCAAGGAGGAGAAGCGGGUGUUGCAGUACGCUUUGUUUCACUGCUUAAUUCUGAAUCGCCCUCUCACAUGCAUUUACAGGGAUGGUGCCUAUGUACAGUAUAUCCGCCCAAGGGGCAACCUCGAGAGCAACUUGCGUGCUCAGCUCCGCGCUUGAUUGUACUUCGCCAUGUAUUUUCUUACAGCCAACUUAGGUUGGUUUCCACAUGAUAUGACUGAUGUCAUAAUAUCUGCGUGAUCUCGUUUCGUGCUUUCUCCGGUUCGCUUGCCCCUUAUUCACUACGUCACACCGAACUCCGUGGGUGAUGGUUAGGGGAAAUGGGGCAUAUAUCAUUCUCUCAUUGGUCUUGCGCUUUUCAUUCCAAUCCCUCCGAUAGUUUUUCCACAUUCGCUCGAGUGUGAGAUAUUGUUUCGGUAGGCAGAUAGUGAGGACAUCUUUAGUUUUGCUUCAAAAUAUAUCACUGUUUGCGUCCU
This is a messenger RNA of Somion occarium, 1283 nucleotides long. Lineage: Eukaryota; Fungi; Basidiomycota; Agaricomycetes; Polyporales; Cerrenaceae. The record is from the annotation of a GenBank genome assembly.